CAAUCAUUGGUUCGCUUAAAUAAAGUGUCAACAGCCUCCAAGGUUAGAGUUAGCCAGGGAGAGCGAUCAUGGCAAAAUACAGCAACUGUAGGUUCGUGAUAGGUGGUCGGGAUCCUGCAUUGAAACCAGUCGUUAAGGACCGGAGCAAAACAGCCAAGCAGCUUAAAUGGUUUUUGCUGAUGAAGGCGAAUAGGGCCAUCUCCUCAGUGGCCUUUGUUGGAAAUGUUCUUUGCACGAUGGUGAGUAGUAUCAAGAAGAGAUUGCUAUUUGGUCAAAGAGAGAGUGAUGAGACUGUGAAAUUAGACAAAAGUAAGUUUCUCUUCAGACUUAUCCUAGCAUUCCUGGUGGUGGCUUUGAUUGCUCUAGCAAUUGAACCAGUUGCCCACUUCAAAGGGUGGAAUAACUUCUUGAGUGCUGGUUUGUUCGUGAAUCAAACUUCGGAGAUCAGAGCAUGGUUUCACAGGGUCUAUGCUUCGUGGUUGGAGUUGCGUGCUGAAUCUAUUGUGCCUUUAGCUCAAGCUCUCUGUAGAUUCUAUAUAGCACUCUUCUUGAUGCAGUCAGUGGACCGUACGGUGCUGUGUCUUGGUUGCUUAUGGAUUAAGUACAAAGGGAUCAAGCCAAAUAUCAGAGAAGAUCCAUUCAGGUCAGACCAUUUGGAAGUUCCUGAGUAUGACCACCCAAUGGUUCUUGUUCAGAUUCCUAUGUAUAAUGAGAGAGAGGUAUACCAGCAUUCCAUCACAGCAGCCUGCCAACUCAAUUGGCCUCAAGAUCGGCUGCUUAUUCAAAUUCUGGACGACUCUGACGAUGAGAGCAUACAGAGGCUAAUCAAGAGAGAGGUUUCGCAGUGGAGCCAAAAAGGUGUGAGCAUUAUAUAUAGGCAUAGAGAGGUUAGAACUGGAUAUAAGGCUGGGAACCUCAAAUCUGCCAUGGACUGUGAUUACGUGAAACAGUAUGAGUUCGUUGCGAUCUUUGAUGCCGAUUUUAUGCCAAAACCAGACUUUCUCAUGAAGACGGUCCCUCAUUUUAAGGAUAAUCCUAAGCUAGGGUUGGUUCAAGCAAGGUGGAUAUUCAUAAAUAAGGAUGAGAACUUGCUGACGCAAAUGCAGAACGUUGAUAGGUGCUUCCACUUUGAAGUGGAGCAGGAGGUUAACGGGGCGAUCCUUAAUUUCUUCGGUUUUAAUGGUACUGCUGGUGUUUGGAGGAUUGAAACACUUCAAGACUCUGGAGAUUGGCUCGAGAGGACAACUGUAGAGGAUAUGGAUAUAGCGGUCCGUGCCCAUCUCAAAGGUUGGAAGUUCAUCUUCCUUAACGAUGUGAAGGUGCUCUGUGAGCUUCCUGAAUCUUAUGAAGCUUAUAGAAAGCAGCAACACCGAUGGCACUCGGGUCCAUGCGAUCUCUUUCGCUUGUGCCUUCCAUCGAUCAUAACUUCCCAGAUCACUUUCUGGAAGAAAGCAAACCUGAUAUUCCUAUUCUUCCUUCUAAGGAAGCUUAUAGUUCCAUUCUAUACCCUCACAUUCUUGUGCGUGAUUCUUCCUAUGGCCACGUUCGUCCCUGAAGCCAAUCUACCGGCGUGGGUGAUUUAUUAUUGGCCCCUAAUAAUGUUGAUAUUGAACAUUUUCCUCGACCCCAGAUCCACCCCUUUUGUAGUCCCUUACAUUCUUUUUGAGAACACAAUGUCCUUAGCCAAAUUCAGUGCGGCAAUUUCAGGGUUGCUACAGCUGAGUAGUUCACGCGAGUGGAUUGUCACAAAAAAAACAGGCCGCUUGGCAGAUUGUGCUGAAAUGAACAAAACCGGUGAAACCUGCAAAGGAGCAUCUGAUGAGGAGCUCACCAAGCUCAACAAACGAAAGGAAGGUCCAGUGGAACUUGCCAAAACUCGGAAGAAAACAAGCAAGAUAUACAAAAAAGAGCUUGCAGUGGCUUUCUUACUACUGACUGCCGCAGUUCGGAGUCUCCAAUUGGCCAGAAAACUGCAUUUCUGUUUCCUCUUACUCCAAGGCAUCACAUUCCUCAUUGUCGGUCUUGGUCUAAUUGGGGAGUAAUGAGCUCUUCUUGGUUAAAAAGACUUAUCUAGAAUCAUUGAUAGGGGGCGGUAUCGAACUUGGUUAGCUUCUGUAAAGCCAGUGCAAACUGUCAUUUUAUUGCUUAUUCAAUGUUAUUGUUGGAGCCACAAGCAAAUUGCCAACCGGCUAUGUUGA
Messenger RNA from Eucalyptus grandis, 2198 nucleotides. RefSeq names its product probable xyloglucan glycosyltransferase 5. NCBI's taxonomy places the organism in Eukaryota, Viridiplantae, Streptophyta, Magnoliopsida, Myrtales, Myrtaceae. The transcript is spliced from 5 exons. The coding region runs from base 69 to 2042 and encodes 657 amino acids. Gene Ontology annotation, molecular function: glycosyltransferase activity. The record is from RefSeq and is a predicted model, not a curated record. Gene Ontology annotation, cellular component: Golgi apparatus.